This is a messenger RNA of Salvelinus sp. IW2-2015, 2837 nucleotides long. Its product is annotated as ubiquitin carboxyl-terminal hydrolase MINDY-1. Lineage: Eukaryota; Metazoa; Chordata; Actinopteri; Salmoniformes; Salmonidae. Gene Ontology annotation, biological process: protein K48-linked deubiquitination. The record is from RefSeq and is a predicted model, not a curated record. Gene Ontology annotation, cellular component: cytosol; cell periphery. Gene Ontology annotation, molecular function: cysteine-type deubiquitinase activity; cysteine-type carboxypeptidase activity; K48-linked deubiquitinase activity.
GUAGCUGGUGUUUGACUAAUUCGCAUAUUUGCUGAGUAUUUUAUUUUUGUCCCCCGAAAUAUUUUUGGUUUGCAUAUUCUACUAAAUGUAUUUUAUGUUUGUAGCUUGGUGCAUGACAUCUACAAAUGAGUUUCCCCCCUGUGGUUAAUGCAGCUCGUGACAUCAUUGUUUACAGACUGGUCACAGAUAUACAAAUAUUUGCUGUGGUAGUACAAGAGGAAGUAAAGAGGAGUAAGCGAAUUCAAGAUAGCGAACGAGGAGACCGUGGAAUGUAAAUAGUAUGGCUUAGUCAGCCAGCGAAGCUCGUUAACGUUUUCUGUUGAUUGGACCAACAACAGUCUGAAUUUCACUACUUUUUGUUGUUGCCAUUUACGCUGUCAACUGGCUUCAUGGUAUGGUACAAUUUUUAAGAAUAUGGUUACUCGAAUUCUCCAGCUGAUAUUUUCAGACGAAGCUAAGAAGUCAACCAUACCGCAUUGAUAUCCUAAAAACAUACUGAGUCAUCCAUGUCACGAGGCAAGGAACAAGCUUGAUCAGCUCCAUCUCCCUUGUCACUUGUCCAUCUCUCUGGUGUAUUCCAUUGUAUAGUCAGGAAAAGCACAUCUUUCAUAACCAGAUACGUUUUGCCUKCCCCAAAGAUAACUUUGCUCUAGUUUGCAGCUGUACCUGCAAUGGACAGAGGCAGUUCUGUAAGAUAAUUGUACUUUUGUUAAGGUUAAAUUGAUAAGUAUUUUGUGUAAAGAUCAUUAUAUUUUGUUAGAGGAAAUCUUGUAGAGUUUUGUGAAAUCCACUCUGUCUUACAGUCUGAAUGACAUAAAACCGACAGAGCGACUGUGGAUUCUGCUGUAGCCGUCCAUCAACCCUGUUUUGCAAACUAAGGACACUGUUACUCAGGAAUACCAGGGAACUGAUUGUCGGGUAGAUUUCCCUCAAGGUUCACCUAGAAGUUCACUGCCAACUUUUAAAGCCAUGAAUAUACUUAAUGUAAAGGGCUGAGUUUGUUUUUCUACGCUUAUACAGCCUAAGCCUGAAGUAGUCUUUACCGACGAUUUGGCCUUAUUUUCUAUUGAUUAAGUGCUACAUUGAACAUUACCCAGCUAUGGCGGAUUCUGGCACUGAGAUAGUCGGAGGAGAUCUCCUGAGCGUUGUCAAAGAUGACUGCUCUCUGACAGAGGCCAUUUCUGAAGAGGGUGGCCUUACACCAGGGUCCUCUGUGGCUAAAGAAAGCCACAAAGCAGAGCCCUUGGACCGUGAAGAUUCCACCAAKGUCCCAUCAGUCAAGACCCCAAUUAUGGAAGCAGAAGGUUCUGACAAACACAGUGGAACCACACUCACGCCAGCCGCCACGUGUGCCACCAUGUCUGAAAACGGCACAACAGAAGACGCUCAAUCCACCCCGCAGAGCCAAACUCUGACCGAAAUGAACGGGGAAAGCUCAGAGGCCAUGUUUGGAAGGUCGGACGAGAAUAGCCAGUCGGCUACAAGCGACUCUCCCUCCUUCUCCAUCCGCAGCCUGGAGUUCUUCGAGGGCAACACUGGGAAUGACGAGCCAUUGUCGUCCUACUCUGCCCUGGGCAACGAGGGCCGCUCCCCCUCUGCUGACGUCCCCGGCCUGGUCAGUGACGUCCUGGCUGCCGCAGCCACGGGAGGGGCCACCGCCGCRCCGGACCCAGAGCCCAUGAUGCCGGCCUACUACUUUGUGAAAUGGAUCACCUGGAAGGAGAAGAAGACACCCAUCAUCACGCAGAGUGAGAACGGGCCCUGUCCCCUGCUGGCCAUCAUGAACACCCUGUUUCUGCGCUGGAAGGCCAAGCUACCCGCCCAGACAGAAGUAGUCACCACAGAGGACCUGAUGGCUCACCUUGGAGAGUGCGUAUUGUCCAUCAAACCCAGGGAGAAGGCUGAGGGAAUGGAGCUCAACUUUCAGCAGAACAUGAGCGAUGCCAUGGCAGUUCUGCCAAAGCUGUCCACGGGCCUUGACGUCAACGUGCGCUUCACAGGCGUGUCGGACUUUGAGUACACACCAGAGUGUAUCGCCUUUGACCUGCUGGAUAUCCCGCUCUACCAUGGCUGGCUGGUGGACCCUCAGAGCCCUGAGAUGGUGGCAGCGGUGGGAAAGCUAAGCUACAACCAGCUGGUAGAGAAGAUCAUCGGKUACAAGCAUUCGGACGACAGCAGCCGUGUCAGUGAAGGUUUGGUGGCAGAGCAGUUUCUGGAGUCCACAGCGACCCAGCUAUCGUACCACGGACUUUGUGAGCUCAACACUACAGUCAAGGAGGGCGAGCUGUCCGUGUUCUUCAGAAACAACCACUUUAGCACUAUGAUAAAGCACAAGGGCCACCUGUACCUGCUGGUGACAGACCAGGGCUUCCUGCAGGAGGGGGGGCUGGUGUGGGAGAGCCUACACAACGUGGAGGGCGACGGCAACUUCUGCAACUCAGACUUCCGCCUGUGCCACCCGCCCCAGAGGAGCGUCCUCGUGACACAGCCCGACAGUCUCACGCCCCAGCAGCAGCAGAGACAGAUCGACCAGGACUACCUGGUGGCCAUGUCUCUGCAGCAGCAGCAGGGGGCGGCCCCGGGGCCCCUCAGUGACCUGGACCUGGCCAGACAGCUGCAGGAGGAGGAGUACCAGCAGCAGCAGCAGCAGCAGCAGCAACAAGGUCCCUCCCAGGCCCCAGCACAGCAGGUGAGAGGUKAUUUGGCAGCCAAGCCGGGAGGUCAGAGGAGACGGGAGAAAAAGGAUGAUUCCGACUGUGCCAUAUUAUAGCGACACCUAAACUUACCCUAGUCCCCAUUAGCCUGCACUUCAUUGCAUUAAGCCAACCCCUAAUACA